Pocillopora meandrina is the source of this 3471-nucleotide messenger RNA. Lineage: Eukaryota; Metazoa; Cnidaria; Anthozoa; Scleractinia; Pocilloporidae. The record is from the annotation of a GenBank genome assembly.
AUGGCAGACCUUCAUCCUUUCGCUCCACUUCAGCCCUCUGCGGUGACAUUUAAUGCUGGGAUUGCUUUCGACUAUAUAAACUUUCCAAGGAUUGUAUCAGUGUGUUGGCCGGAAUGCAAUACACAAGCUGGUACGUCUGUGGUGGUAAGAGAUGAGUUACAGAUGAGAACGAAUAAAACUGCAUUCAACGAUAUUGAGGUGAUAACGGGUGCAUCUGUAUUCAACUGUGACCCGACUCGUACUGGGCGUCUGGGACCUCCUAUUGACACCACACACCCGGUGAAAAAAGAACAUAUGGGGGGAGCGAAGGAAAACACGCCUUCUACAGAGGAAACGACAACCUUAACUCUACUUCAAGAUGAACGCCAAACACAGAAACAAAGAGAGCAUUGUAGAUCGACAGAUCUUUAUGUGUCCACGAAAGUAGAAGCCAACUUGAAAUACAAAAAGAAUUCAAGAGAAAAACCAAUUGACUUUAUCCAAGAAGGUUCACCUAAUAGCCGUAGUAGAAGUCGCGAAGCGAGCCAACGGGAUGUUUUGGACUGCGCCAAACCAAAAUUACAUAUGAAGUUUUGCGCGCUUGAUGAUGAUAAGCAGGGGAUUUUCAAAGCGCAGAGCAGCUUUAUCGGUGUGAGACGCGAUGACAAAAAACUUUCACAAUCAGGCGUUGGAAACGUGACUAACAAACAAUUCGAAGGGAGUAUAAAGUUUAAAUCAACGGGAACAAGCAUGGGUCUCAAAGAAAGUACACGUCCACAAAAAGAUAACAUGGCAAGUUUUUCAUGCGAGAUUUGGUUUUUGUUUUUAAUUUUUUUUUGAUGUGAGAUGAGUUUAGCAGUCAUUUAGAUUGUGUUGGAUGCCACGUGAACCUGACAUAGCAGUUCAUAGCCACUUAGGAAUCCUUUGGUCCGUUUGUCCGUUACAAUUUCUAAGAUACCGGAAAUAUGCAUAUUUGGUGUUCCGGCAAAUGAGAAAGAACAACAUAUUUCUUAUGGAAGCGAGGCAAGCUACGACAGGAGCUUAUUAAUGGGCUCCUGGCUAUGGUCAUAAUUCUAAACGCAACCAAUAUUUUGUAUUUGUGUAAAAGAUUUGUAAACGUCUAAAACUUUAGCUUUUUUUUUUUUUUUUUUUUUUUUAAAAAACCGUCUAAUUUUUUUUUUUAUUUCCAGGAUAGCUAUGGUUCUAUCGCCGUUCGUCCAGCUAUUAAAGAAAAGAGACUUCAAAAUCAUUUGCAAAAGGACAAUGCUCGAGAAAAUGUGCGUGACUUGGUCAGAAGAAUCCGGUUUAUCAAAAGCAGACUUGAUAGGACGGAGUCCGACUUCAGGAAGAAACGAAUGCUGAAAGCUAUAGUUGGUUUACGGAAAAAAGUCAAAUCUCUCAUCGAAGGUAUGAGGAAUAACAAAGCCGAGCAAGGCAAAAGUCAACAGAAAACUGGCGCUAGUUACCUUCAUAAGAAAGUGGAUAACAGCAAGGAAACUGCACAGGAGAACAACAAAAAUAUGAACGCAAGCUCAAUUGUAAUUAGCGCAACUGAUGGUAAACUGGUAACUGAUCAAGUUAUCGUGAAUAUUGGUAAGCUUCUAUCUUAUUCGUUUUCAUUUGUUCACAUCUUUCAGCUGAACAUUGUGAUCUUUUGUUUUCUUUCUUUUUGAUCUAUUUGGUAUUGUGACCUAUUCAUUGAGAAACAUUGAGGAUUUAUUAACUACAGAAAUUUUCAGCCCUUUAAAGAGAUAAAUAUCAUACUAAAAUUUACCUCCCUCUUAGGCUACCUCUCUGUAACGGCCACUUUCUUCUGACCCCCAAGGUAGCUGUUCAUACCAGUCUGAAACUAAAAUCUCUUUUAACUGAUCAUCUUAAAGCGUUUUAAGGGUUACUUUUAAUUACCUGCCCCGGAAUGUAAUGCUAUUUUUGCAACGUAACCUAGCAAGCAACCUACUGCAGAGAAUGAUUUAUAUAUUCUCUGAGCGCCAAAACAAGAGCCAAAAUAACAACAACGAAAUACAUAUAAUUCGUGUUAAAGACGAUCUUGAAAACCCAAGGAAGGUAAUUAAAAAUUUUUUCUCCUUAGACGGGGAUACCAAGGAACACUGCAAUUACAAACAAAAUAGCGGAGAGCUCACCAAUGCAACCAAAAUUGAGGACGAGUACAGACCUAAAACAUCCUACAAUUAUGACAUCCAGAUGAAAAAUGACUAUCGUCGAAAGGGUCGUGGAAGCUUGACUUUGAUAAAAUCGAAUGUAGGAAAUGAGUCAUUUCUACGACUUCCAUUCGAAGUUGGAUUAGAUCUUUCAUCUCCUUGCAAGAAAAGGUCUGCCUCCUCGUCUGACGCUGAUCAAGCAGAGAACGGCGGGGCAAAGAAGAUGAAAGUUCUGUCAUUAUCAGGCCAGAAAUUAGUGGCUAGGAUCAAUACCAACACUGAAGAAGUGACAUGCAAUGUUCGAAGUGUCACGCAAUCUAGAGUAGAAGAAAAUAAUGUGACACCAACUGACGAUUGUGCCAUAUUAGCCAGGAGAGAAUUUGUUUUAUGUUACCCUGAUUUCACGCAAUGCAAACAUUGCAAAGAUGAAGGUUACGCAAGCGUCAAAAUGGAACCAUCAGAUCCGCCUUUGGAUUACGCAGUGCAUAAUCAGGCAAAUGACGUAAAAGAGGAAAGUCAAGGAGAUGAAGGACCUGGCAAAGGUAAUUUUGGGGAAGGUAUUGACCCUUUUUAUAUGUGGGGGGCCUUCCAGUUGCAAUUAUUUGAGUACAUACAAAUAUAAGUCUUUUUGGCCCUCUAUUAUAUGUUGGUCUCCAAAUUCUCAUGUAUACCUUCGAGGGUAAUGAGGCUUAUUUACUUGCAAAUUAAAAAAAAGGAAUGAGCUUUGUUUUAAGAGGUCUAUGUUGCCUGAUUUGCAUCUCGUAACGAUUUCUCCCGAACCUUAAGACUCUCACCAUCUAUAAAUAUGGGAAUAUUUCCCGUGAAUUCUGUCACAAGACUGAGUGCUUUCAUCUUGAGAUGCGGCCUCGAAGUCCGCGUUACAAAACGGCUCAGUCUGACUAGCCAAAGGACCCGUUGAAUGUAAUUGUCAGUUUACUUUUUCCUAACAGGUUGUCAAGUGUCAUUGGAAAACAGAAAAGAUAAACAAUUCACUACCGAAAGCACUCAUGAAUACCAUGAAACGGGCGAAAAGCAACCUGAAUACUCACAAGUGUCAGAAUGUAAAUUUUGUGCAGGGAUUAACUACCCGCAACUCGACCAAAGAGAGGAAAAGGACAAUGCAAAACCACAAGAAAAUCAAGGGUCCUCGCUCGAAAGAAUUUUACAAGACGAAGAAAAGCAAGGGUUUACAAGUCCCAGAAUCUAUAAUCCAAGUGGAAGACAAGAGGACAUCGACUUAAUACAAAGUUUGCAAAUCCGCGAGGCGCGAAUUCGAAAUCUGGCGCGAAAGAGAGAAAGGCUUUUAAAUCUGGCGGAGAUCAAAUUCAGAUAA